This is a messenger RNA of Dermochelys coriacea (leatherback sea turtle), 2819 nucleotides long. It is a transcript of the gene STX19, whose product is annotated as syntaxin 19. Bases 373 to 1254 code for a protein of 293 amino acids. Gene Ontology annotation, cellular component: SNARE complex; plasma membrane; presynaptic active zone membrane. The record is from RefSeq and is a predicted model, not a curated record. Gene Ontology annotation, molecular function: SNAP receptor activity; SNARE binding. Gene Ontology annotation, biological process: intracellular protein transport; synaptic vesicle fusion to presynaptic active zone membrane; exocytosis. The transcript has 2 exons. Lineage: Eukaryota; Metazoa; Chordata; Testudines; Dermochelyidae.
CUGGCAGAACCAGAUUCCUCAAGAGUAAAGUAACCAGUUUGCUCUUCUACUGUAGUUAUACAUUGCAAGGAGUCAGCUUUUCAUACCACAGCUCUCCGAGAUGCACCCUCCAGAUGAUUAUUUAAGAACCAGGAAGAGCAGGCAUGCAGAAACUGUAACAGAAAGGCACUCAAGACACAUUACUUAAGCAAAUGGUCAAAAUCAUACUUUUCAGGAUACACUGAAGUUCACCCUUAGAAGUAGGAUUCCAGCACCGAAGAACAAAACAAAACAAAAAAGACGACUGCUACCAGCACAGAAUUAUAAGGAUUACAGUGACUUCAACUCACAAGGAAAGAAAGUCAGCCUGCUGUUCCUUGCACGACAGAAAAAAUGAAAGACCGCCUUCAAGAACUUAAACUGCGAGCAAAAGAACUGCAGCUAGCUGAAGAGAACAGCUGUGCGCCUGGGGUGAAGGAAGACGACCAAGUGGAGUUUGAACAGCAAGCUAUUAUUUAUGAGAAAGAGCCCAUAACUGAGAGGCACCUAAAUGAAAUCCAGAGACUUCAGGAUGAGAUUAGUAACUUGGCAGAGGAUGUUCAAAAGUUUGGUCAGCAGCAGAAAAACCUCAUGUCCUCAAUGAGAAGGUUCAGUGUUAUUAAAAAGGAGUCCAACAUUACAAGAGAAAUAAAAAUUCAAGCAGAGCACGUAAGUAAAUGCUUGGAUGAACUGUCAAAAACAGUGAAGAAGUCUGAAAGCGAACAAGGGCCAUCUUCCGCCAUUGCAAGAAUCCUUACAUCUCAGCAUGCAUUCCUUUUCCUGCGUUUCCAAAACACCAUGCUUUCAUACAAUGAUGCUAUAACAGCCAAGCAGGAGAAAUGCAAGACAUUCAUUGUCCGCCAGCUUGAUGUGGUUGGGAAAGAGGUCUCUGAGGAAGAAGUGAAUGAUAUGCUUCAACAAGGAAAAUGGGAGAUUUUCAAUGAAAAUCUGCUUACUGAAGUCAAAAUCACUAAAGCUCAACUAUCAGAGAUUGAACAAAGACACAAAGAAUUGAUCAAUCUGGAGAACCAUAUCAAAGACUUGAAGGAAUUUUUUAUCCAGAUCUCGCUUCUGGUGGAGGAACAAGGAGAAAUCAUCAACAACAUUGAAAUGGGUGUAAACAAUACUCAAGAUUAUGUUCAAACAUCAAGAGAAAAGUUUAGACUUGCAGCCAGGUAUAGAAAGAGAAACCUUUGUAAAGCAGUAUGUUGCUGGUGUUGUCCACGCUGCAGAUAACAAAAAGGGAUGAUUCUCAAAUUUCACAGGCUACCAUUUUGCCAGUAGAACUUUUGAAGCAGCUCUGUGGGUUCCAUUUACACUUCAGUUUGUUUCUGCUUACUCUCCGCAUCUCGAGGGCUCUUUCCUUUUACUUCCGUGCAUCUCACACUUAAGAUUUUUUUUUAUUAUUAUUUUUAUUUUUUUUUUAUCUGUGCUCCUGCAAGUGGCUCUUCCUGGCAGAACUAGAGAAGUAGUACCUAGGGAUUCUCAGCAGUUUUUCCGCUUCUGCUAGGCUAUGGUAGAAGUGUUACAUUGGAAACACAGAUGAAGUGGAAAGAUCACCUUUUCUGAUCCUACCAACCCAGAGUAAUCCUGCUUUACCAGAGGUUGUCCAGUGGAGCUGGUGGGGUAUCACAGCGACCAAUGCGACAAACGCAAGGUCAUAGAAGGUGCCGCCUGUGGUGCUGGGAAGUAUUAAUAGUAUUGCUAACACCAAACAUUCAGAAGUCAUGUGUCGGGCCCCAAAAAUCCUGAGACUGGCUUAGUUAUGUUUUUUUAAAAACAAAAUAAAUUUAAGGUUAUUUUUAUUUGCCUUCUAGUUUUUGAGCCUUCAUCUUGCACCCGAGUCAUGUUUUCAGGCUUUUCUCAGCAACUAUGAGGACAAGCAAUUUUUUUUUUUUAAUUUGCAAGCUGAGAUAUCUAUUUAAUCACUUUUCUCCAGGAACUGAGGCUUUAAAUUAAAACAUCAUAUACAGCUAGAAUCAUGAUAAAAAUCAAAAGCGUUGCCAACUGGAGAGGGGAAUCACGCACAUUUCUCCAUUUAUAAAAUGUAUGAAUUAUAUUUCUGUCCAGAGUGAAUGUAUGUGUUUAUGAUGAGUAAUUAAUGUGUCUAUAUCUUAACUAUUUAAAUAUAGGGACUGAACCAAACAAUUCUAAAUUAUUAAGGUAACCACUGCUUUUUGAAAGUGUGAAUUAGAGAAAUAUAGAAACCUCAUUCAAUGACAGGUUAUACUGUCCAUACUUUAUUCUAUUCAAGACUUUCCCUCUCCCCAUCCCCACAAAGAGAUCAUUAUCCAGUAGUUCCUAUUUAGGAAGGUGGGUAUUUAGAACAUACCAGUAAGCUGCCAACUUAAAUUAGUCAGUUUUUUCAGUCUUCAGUUAGUUAAAAAUCUCAAAUUACUAGCACUUCAAGACAAGUAUUUCUUAAAUUCAAUUAACCUGUAGAGUUGCCAAUUUAGGUUGGACAUAUUCCUGGAGGUUUCGUCACAUGAUAAACUUUAAUUAAAGAUUAAUCUUUAAUUCCUGGAGACUCCGGGACAAUCCUGGAACGUUGGCAAUCCUAUGCUAGAAGCAGUCGGAGCAGCAGAACUGAACUUUCAUCAAAUAUGCAAGUACAUGAAUAUUUCCAUAUAAAACUACACUGAGAAUGUUACAGUGGCAAUAAAUACAACAGCAAGACCAUGAAAAAAGCGUUCCAUGUGCGGGGAUACCAAAAUACAGCACUGUGGACUCAAAAAAAAAAAAAAAAAGUAUAUUCCCUGAUGUAGCCAAAGUGACAUGAAUUAAUUCUCCUUUUUAAACUU